GCUUGGGCUAUCUUGGUCGAACAGCAGCCAGCAACUGGCACAGAGCAAGACAGGCCGAUUUGGCUGGGUAUACUCCUAGAGAGGAGAAUAUGAGCCUAUAGAGAGGCGCUGGCGAGAUACAAGGCCGAUGGGCAGGAAGACGGGAGCUGCAACCUGGAGUCGCGCGAGGUGGUGAGCGGUGAUGAUGGAGGGAAAAAGCAGACGACGUUCUCUCGUCGCCAGGCAUCGGGUGAAGCAGGCGAGAGCUCGGGAUAAGGUCACGUGGGCGGCAAACCCCCCUGCCUUGGAGGGCGUUUGUGGAGGGAUCCGUGGGUGCGCUGCGAUUGGCUGGAGAUAAGGGCCUUGGCAUCCAACAGCCGCCAGGGGCAUCAAGCGCAAUAGACGCGCGCCCAGCCUGUCGCGUUUGUUUCUGAGCCAGCCAACGCCAAGCCACGUCGCUCGAAUUAAGGGAUUCUCCUGAAAGACGCAGGCCGGGAUCGUGUCUGUUGGCUGUUGUUUUGUUGUCCCAGCCCUCGUGGAUGGCCAUUUCAUUGUCCUCUGCUUCUCCUCCUGCUUCUUCUCCUCUUCUGCGCGCUGUUGUCUUGUCUCUGCUGGGGUUGGUGAGGCCUCAAUCCUUCUGUCUCUCGUUCUCGCUUUCCCCGCUCCCGCAGCGGACUCCUUCUCACGGCUCUCCUCCUUCGCCCUACAAUUUCAGAGCUAUACACUGUUCCGUUGUCGCCUGUCCAUAUUCCUUUCGGGAACCUCUUUUAGCAAAUGCUCGUGCUAUCUUUUCCCCCUCUACCUAUUUUACUCAGUAUCCCCUUGAACUAUUUCUUUGGCAUGCGCAUCACCCGCAACGAUGACCAGGCCUCAGAUAAUUCGAGCAGAUACCGUCGACCUGCAGGGUAACCGUUCCCAAUCCACGCACGACCAGACACGCCAACAGGACCAACUAGGUUCGUCAGACGGCAAUCGAACAGCGCCACACCAAUCUCUAGCGAUGCGGAAUGCGGAGAAAGAGGCCAGAGAGGAAUUGGUUCAAAGUCCCAGAGUUUCUGUAGAUCGCAGCCACGCCGACGACUCUGAGGAUGAAAUGAAUGGCCAUGACCACGGGGCACAUCAUGACGGCAUUGAUCACUAUUCAAACGGCCAUUCGUCAGCAGAUGAAGGAGAUAUUACCGACGGCGAAAGUGAUGACCAGUUGGAUGAUGAUAUGUUGGAUAAGAUAUCCAGUUCUCCAUCCAUCGAUGAUGAAGAUAUCGAUUUCGAAUUUGUCUACGCUUUACAUACUUUCGUGGCGACUGUCGAGGGACAGGCGAAUGCCACCAAGGGUGACACAAUGGUUCUCCUGGACGAUAGUAAUAGCUACUGGUGGCUUGUCAGGGUUGUGAAGGAUGGCAGCAUAGGUUAUCUGCCCGCUGAACAUAUCGAGACCCCAACAGAACGCCUGGCGCGUUUGAACAAGCAUAGAAAUAUUGAUCUCUCUGCGACAAUGUUGGGAGAUAACGCGGAGAAAUCAAAGAACCCCCUGAAAAAGGCCAUGCGGAGGCGAAAUGCAAAGACCGUUACUUUUACGUCUUCUCCAGUUUACCACGAACCGUCUGAUGUCGAAUAUUCUACCGAAGAAGAAGACGACCCGGAUGACCAGUUCUUUGACAAUGACGACGAUGAAGAAAUCCUCCAAUCGGAAACGAAUGAUGGGCAAGAAGAAUCCCAUGACGAGGACAUCGUUGUCGAGCCACUUCGACCAAAAGUACAAACAGAUAAAGACGGUUCAAGCGCACGUGAAGUUGAACCUGACCGAGAUCCUAGCCCUGAGAGGGUUCGGGCAAACGAGGAUUCUUUUGAUAGACAAGAUGACAAUCCUACCGGCAGGUCGAGGAACGGUGUAGUGCGGAACACAGACUCGUUCUUCAAGGAUGAUAGCCUCGAGACCAAGAAGAUAUCAUUGACUCCAAACCUCUUGCGUGACGAUUCGAAUAAUGGACCUGCGGCCACAAAUGAUCCUAAAGAGGUGAAAGGACGUGGAAGCCUCGAAGCUUUUGAUAAAGUCAUCAAUUCGGGAGACAAAACCAAGGAUGACAAAAAGCGAAAGGAGAAAAAAUCAGGCAUGCUUAGUGGCUUAUUCAAAAGGAAAGACAAGAAAAGUAAAGCCAUUGACGAUGAUAUGGAAGAAUCAGAGAAUAUCUCAGAGGAAUCGACACGCUCGGCGACUCCUCCCAAGACAUCUAGUGAAUCAUCGAAGGAAGAACGUCAGUCCUCGAAAUCCCAAAACUCAUCCCAGCGAUAUCCUAGCAAACUACAAAAAACCCCACGCGAUACUUCUCCAGUUAAGACUGACAGUAUGCAAGCAGUCGCCCAACAAGGGCUUAGCAAUGUGGCAACUUCCACGACAUCUACAGCAAACGAUGGCCCCGGCGCUUCCGUGCGGGCCGUUCCACAUGAUUCCCAAGCUGAUGUUCCACAGCUACUUCGUGUCAAAGAAGCGACUCGUGAAAAACCCGCAACUUCUACUUCUCAGGACCAAAUUAGCCCGAAUCUGGACUCCCCAACGACGACUACUUUCCUUAGCACAUCAAUCUCUCCUGUUGAUUCUUCACAAAACCCAUCAAGCAAUGCCAGGAGCAACCCAAGCAAAGAAACGAUUCGAUCCACGCCUAUAUAUGAGGAAGAAUAUGAGGACAUGGAUUCUCCAAUUCACAUAUCAUCUCCAGAGCACCGAAAUCGUAAUAACCCUCCAGAUUUGACAACAGAUACUUCAUCUGUCGAUGAAACACAGAAUCUGGCACUGUCCCCGACACCCUCCUCUCCGGAGCUUGUUGAACAUCCAGACGACAAAGUGGAGGAAAACAGCGCCCCGACUUCCUCUACCAACACACCAACAUGGAGCGAGGCUAGCCUUCGUUCUUAUCUUGACGAUGAUACCGAUAUCCGGGAUCUCCUCAUCAUUGUCCAUGACAAGUCUAAUGUGACACCCGCAGGCCCUGAUCAUCCGAUAACAGGUAGUCUAUUCAAAGAAGAGAGCAAGGGACUUAAUGAAAUGUCAGUCCGGCUCGAUGAGCUGUUAACUGGCUGGAUGGCUCGGAAAAUGAAAGCAUCUGUGGCGAAAUAGGCGAUACCAAUCACUUUAUUGAUCCUUCACCCUUCCGUAUGCAUCUAUAAUAUCCGUCCGGUUGAGCGCGACUACGGCGCGAACAAGUUCUGUUCAAGGUAUUUCGCACCACUUUCACCCACAACAAAAAUGUAUCACUCCAUGUCAUAUCGCGGAGCUUAUACACGUCUUCCUGCUUGAUUUGCUUGUGUCGAUAUCGAGAUGGAAAAACUUACCCGAAAAAGCAAGAAAAUAACCGAGAAGCAAAUGGCGGGCGUUUACGAAAAAUACGAUCACAUGAGACUAAGGCGCUUAAUUAUUUGCAUGAAACCACAAAACAUUCGAUAUUAUAAGAUCCGCGAUACUUAAAUAUAUCGGUGUUGACGAGGCGUGUUCUUGUUUUCAGGCUUUUGGCCUCCGGGUGUCCUUCCUUCGUGCGCCCUUUUUUAUUAUUGGCUGACCUCUAUCGCCUUGACUGUUGAAUCUAUUCACUCCAUUUCCUCCCUGAAUUUCCUUCCACCAAAAAAUAGUCAAUCAGGGCGUUCUCUUCUGGCAGCAUCUAUUCCCAACCAUAUUUCCAAAGGUCUUCCAUCUCCCAUCCCCCUCCGGUGCUCGCCAUUCACGCCACAGCUCUUCAUUAUCUCCAGUCCGCACCACUAUCCGUUUCGAUCUCAUUUGUUGCGUUCAUUGUUUUCACACUACGAGUACGACAUGAUGGGUAUAUCACUACCCCGUUCCUUUUCCUCUGUUCACUGCCUUCUUUUUUUUGUGCUUCAAUCAAAUACAAUACCCAAAAUACCCACGUGUACCUUCGUUUUUGAUCGUAUCCCUCUGCUAUUCAUUUAUACAUAUCAUGCCUUCUUAGUGAUCGCUGCCGAUUGCCGUUUAUUCCUAUCCAUCCGCUAGCUAGUCUCGCCUCUUUGGUUUUGUUUCCCGUUCAUAUACUAACGUCUUAUCCCCUUCGAAUUUAUUUCACCAUUCUCUUAUUAUUCCUCCUCACCUCGUUUCUUAUCACCUCAAAUCGUCGGUCUCUUAUCUUGUGACCAUCCCUCAAAUUUACCUUUUGAUUCUCUUAUAUUUAAUUUCACAUCCUCACUUUGCUGUUGUUUUCUUUUUUUCCCGAAUUUUCCCUCGGGCUGGACUGAGGGGUCAUUAUUAUUGUGCUUCAUUUUUGGUUAGCUUUAGGGGGUCAAGGGCAAGGAUGGUAAAUCGGAGAUUAAUUUCCUUUACUCCUUGAGCCGUUUUAUCCAAUGCUUUCUGCCAUCUUUCACUUUUUCUCAUUUAUUAUGAUGUAAAGAGUACACUUGCGGCAUUGAGACCAGAGUUAAGCCGCGAUAGAUAACUGGAUAGGAGUAUUUCUACUGUAGGUACAUAACAUAUGGUACUGUAUAUGUACAGGAACACACCUGGACCCUUAUUAAAUGGAUCUCGAUACAAAUCGCUCUUUUCUUUUUUGGUCGAUGGGUUUUACUUUUCUUUGCCCCGGGUUUAAUACAGUCCCAGUUAAAACCAUUUUCCCACUCGUAGUUCUCGCAGUACCUCAGCAAUAGUAUUGAGCACAUAAUCAAUGAACACAUCUGAAGUGCAACCUCCGCGUCUGUCUUUGAUGUAUCAAGACAUCAACACCAAGUCCCACUCAUGUAUCACCUCAUUCAAUCUGG
This is a messenger RNA of Blastomyces dermatitidis ER-3, 4731 nucleotides long. Its product is annotated as protein phosphatase regulator BUD14. The transcript is spliced from 7 exons. Gene Ontology annotation, biological process: establishment or maintenance of actin cytoskeleton polarity. The record is from RefSeq and is a predicted model, not a curated record. The coding region runs from base 839 to 3091 and encodes 750 amino acids. NCBI's taxonomy places the organism in Eukaryota, Fungi, Ascomycota, Eurotiomycetes, Onygenales, Ajellomycetaceae. Gene Ontology annotation, cellular component: microtubule cytoskeleton; cell tip. Gene Ontology annotation, molecular function: protein binding.